CACGGCAGCUACAGUUCUGCUCCAGUGCACAGCCUGGCAAGGGAACCAGACUCUUUGGGACGGAACACGUAAAUAUUUUGACACGCAAUAUGACGGAGCGUACCUGUUGAGUUCACACUAGCAGAACGGCUCUCCCCAGCCACGGUUCUCUCCUGCCCUUCCUCCACGUCUUCCUCCCCACCCCCUCAAAGAAAAGCACGGGCUCUGAGCGCUGGACAGUAUUUUAUUAUUCACCUGAAACCUGCAGUCACUCUACACAAGAGGGAUUUUUGGUUUUUAUCCCUGGUCUACUGCUCAGGGUCUGGUUCAAGGUGAACGAUCCCUGUGGGUGUGCGUGUGUGUGCACGCAUACAUUACCAGGAGCCCCUGAAAAUCCUGAGCAGCCGUUCUGUAACUUUACAGCAGGCCGUCGACCGAAGGAAGCUCAUGGUUACAGACCACAGUUUUUAAACGGGACCGCUGUCGCCAAACAGGAUCGCCGGUCUGGAACGCGUCUGAAUUCUGCGUCCAACCAUCUUCACAUCUGACCUCCCAGUUGUGGUCAGUCGCCUGGAGGAUCCUCCCUCCCCCCACCAUGUUUCUUCUGCUCCCUUCCUGGGCAGAAAAACCACUAUAAUAGAAACCAGACCUGAUGCAGAAUGCCAGGCGUGUGCUGAAGGGAGAGGACUUCUCGGCGAGAGGGAGGACGGAGGACAGCCGCAGCCCCACUCGCUGGCUGGUGGAGGCGCUCCAGCUCACUUGACUGGCCUCUGACGCGAUGCAGCUGGCUGGGGGCUGCUACUCCGAAAGCGGGGAGAUUUAAGGACACGGCGGCGAGGAUGUGGAGGGGGCUGAGGCUGAGGAGAGCGACUGCGACCCUACACCGUCUUAUCUGAACAGUCCCUAUGUCCAACAUGAGCUGGAGUUUUCUCACACGCCUCCUGGAAGAGAUCCACAACCACUCCACUUUCGUGGGGAAGGUGUGGCUCACGGUGCUCAUCGUCUUCCGCAUCGUGCUGACGGCCGUGGGGGGCGAGUCCAUCUACUCGGAUGAGCAGUCCAAGUUUACGUGCAACACAAAACAACCGGGCUGCGACAACGUCUGUUACGACGCAUUCGCCCCGCUUUCGCACGUCCGUUUCUGGGUCUUCCAGAUCAUCAUGAUUUCCACCCCGUCUGUCAUGUACUUGGGCUACGCCAUCCACAAGAUCGCCCGCGUCUCCGAGGACGAACGCCGGAGGCCGCGGCGCUCACGCAAGAAGCCCCCCGCCGUCAAGUGGAACGCCAAUCGCUCCAUGGAAGAGGGGCUCGAGGAGGAUGAAGACGAGGAGGAGCCCAUGAUCUAUGAAGAUGCCCUCGAGGUACAGGAGCCUAAACCCGACCUUGCCGUGUUUCCCAGCCGGGACCAGCAGAGACAUGACGGCCGACGCAAGAUCAGGCAAGAGGGCUUGAUGAAGACCUAUGUGCUUCAGCUCCUCGCCCGUGCCGUCUUCGAAGUUGGCUUCCUUGUUGGCCAGUACCUGCUGUAUGGUUUCCGGGUAAACCCUUCAUACAUCUGCAACCGCGUCCCCUGUCCCCACAAUGUGGACUGUUUCAUCUCUCGGCCCACAGAGAAGACCAUCUUCCUCCUCAUCAUGUAUGUGGUCAGCUGCCUCUGUCUGGUGCUCAACGUCUGCGAGAUGGCCCACCUGGGCAUCGGCUCGUUCCAGGACAUGCUCCGCAAACGAAGGAACAAGGGCACCCGGACCUCCUACAACUACCCCUACACCCGGAACAUUCCGGCUUCCCCCCCAGGUUACAAUCUAGUGGUGAAGACAGACAAGUCUGACACGGUCCCCAACGGCCUCAUCAGUCAUGAGCAGAAUCUUGCCAAUGCGGCACAGCAGCAGCAGUGCACCAGCCCAGAUGAAAACAUCCCCUCAGAGUUGGCCAGUCUCCAUAGGCACCUCCGUGUGGCGCAAGAACAACUGGACAUGGCAUUCCAGACCUACAACAGCAAGGGCCAGCCACAGCCCUCCAGGACCAGCAGCCCUACCUCAGGGGGCACCAUGGCAGAGCAAAACCGCAUCAACAUGGCGCAGGAAAAACAAGGAGCCAGGCCCAAAUCCAGCACAGAAAAAACAGGGACGGUUGUAAAAAACGGAAAGACAUCUGUAUGGAUUUAAAACUGCUCAGCAUUCAGACUGAUUAUGAUUCACUUAUGUUCUCUGUGUUAUUUAAGUUUCUUAUGAGUCAUUCUUUGAUAGGACUUGCAUGCCUGUCAUAAAGGAUUAAAAGAUACUUUCACUUUCCAUUUCAGUUGAGCUAAGCAGUCCUUAACUGAAUGUCUUUUGAACCAAAUUCUCCCCAAACUAACCAAAGACAAAGCAGUGCUUUGUUCUGUUAUCAGAGGUGAGAAACCUGUGCUCAAAGUUGAGAAGCGGACGAAAGAAAGGCGACGAUAUGCUAGGCUUUCUGCAAGGUACCAUCAGGAAUUAGGCCUGCAAACUCAGCACCGUUGCAGUUCAUGUUUGCCCCGAGCAGAGGGUUGAGAUGGCUCAGAAGAUGUUCGGAUGAAAUUUUCAUGGAAACUUGGCACUGACAUAAAUAUAUUGUACGUAAACCUUGGGGCAGCAGGUGUUACACGUACUGGCCACAAAGAAAAUAACCACAAAUCCAAGGGGCUUAAUUGUUCAAGGCCUUGUCAAGAUUCCUGUGUCUUUUCUUUGGGUGAUGUCAAUUAUUUACAACAAUGGAUACUUUACAGCUCCCUCUCGUUUCAUUUUUCAAACUUUGUCCUGGUUUAAGUGCAAAUUUUUCAGGCCUCGAAAAUGAAAACUCAGCAGUUUUCUUGAAUGGUCAAUCGUAAAUUUCAGCAUAUAUUGUGUCUUAGUCAUAUUUUCUCUUCUCUGUGCAGAAAAAGAGCUCAAACUGCCUUCUUCCUUCAGCCUUGUUGUGGACCAACUUGUGUGUAAGUGCCAGUAUUAUAAUUCAUCAAUCAUACAGCCCUUUGAUUUACAAAAAUCCUUCUAUAUAAUCUGUAAAUUAUUUGACUGACAUACAGUAUUAAAUAUUAAAUGAAUUGUAAUCUGUGUUGCUAAUUUAUGGAAUCUAUACCUAUACAGAUGUAUUAGGCCAGUUGUUAAUAUGAAUUGUUGAUAGAAUUGUUCAUGCACUUGAAAAGUCUAUGCACUCUAUUUUAGCCAAAGAGGGGAGAAUAUUUGAUUGGCUCUUCACUAUUUAUGCUGUGAGUGCUCACUACUAAGCAGUAAGAAGCAGAAGAUUUUUAAUAAAUGAUCCAGUGACCACUCUGAAACUAAACUCAAGACAGGAAUCAAAAAUAACCAAGUACAGUAGAUAGAUUUGCAACAUUCACAGAACAAAAAAAUAACCCCCUGCCAAUUUGCUAAUAGCAAAGCAGCUUGACAUUUUCAGUACAAAUGUCCUUCCAGAGGUAAUUUUUAUUACUUUCACAUGGUAAUGACUGGAGGAGAGGAAUGACACCAGACAGAUGAACAUGAUUCCCAAAAUGUUAUGUUUUUGGUACAAGUUAGCUUAAUACAGCUCCUUCAAAAGGCCUGCUUUGAAAAAAAAUAGACAUUGUGAGUUAAUAUGCAUGGAAAGACAAAAGGAACUUUGUGGUAAUUUCUCAGCAAACUCAGAGGGAAAUGCGAGUUUUUGACAUUUACCCCAUUAAUGACUGAGGAUGUGUAGCUUUCAAAUUAAGAGGCUCAGCUGGUAUAUGAGCUCACUCUAGUGCUUCAUUCUUAGGAUACAUUUUCAUUGUAACAUUUGAAACUGUAAUAUGGAUUUAUUUAAUUGUUUUAUCUUACUGUAUGUGAAUACAUGUUAAACUGAAAGUGUUUGACUUGGUUGUAUUUUGAUGGACUUGUUUGAUAUGCAUAGUUUUUUUUUUCAUAAUAAUUAUACUGUGAUUAAAUAAAAGCAAUAAUUCUUCUAAUAAACAUAUAGGGUUAAAUAUUCUUAUAUAUUUUUUUUAGCAUAUAUGCUUCCAAAGACAUUCUUUUUAUGACGUCCUUUAAUGUACAACCUGAAUUCUCAAUUCAACAUGACACGUAUUUGAGUAGCUGAAAGAGACUUACCCCUGCUGCUAAAGUGGGUGGUUAUUGUAAGAGACCAAAGGUUCAACUGGUACCAGCAGGAAAAGUUUCAGGCUGUGGUGAGCAUAGACUCCAUGUAUGUGCCAUACUCAUUCGUGGAAAAUGUGUAUUUUCUGAGCAUUUUUCAUCAAUGGUGCAGCUGCAGCAGCAUUUAUAGCAGGGUUCUUCAACUCUGGACCUCGAUUCCAAACCCAGGUCGUGUUUUCAGUUCUCCCAGGUAGUUG
This is a messenger RNA of Paramormyrops kingsleyae, 4303 nucleotides long. RefSeq names its product gap junction protein gamma 2 (gene gjc2). The record is from RefSeq and is a predicted model, not a curated record. Gene Ontology annotation, biological process: cell-cell signaling. NCBI's taxonomy places the organism in Eukaryota, Metazoa, Chordata, Actinopteri, Osteoglossiformes, Mormyridae. Gene Ontology annotation, molecular function: gap junction channel activity. Gene Ontology annotation, cellular component: connexin complex.